Molecule: messenger RNA, 656 nt
Organism: Bipolaris sorokiniana ND90Pr
Lineage: Eukaryota; Fungi; Ascomycota; Dothideomycetes; Pleosporales; Pleosporaceae
Exons: 2
Coding region: 142-537 (131 amino acids)
Source: RefSeq, a predicted model, not a curated record
CAUGUUCAAAGGUCCCUGCAUCCCUAUAUCUCUCUGCGAAGACCCGUGUAUUCUCCUCCAAGUCCAGUCAUUCAUUGUCCUGUUUCGCACUCUAGAGAAAAAAUAGAAGGAAAAAAAUUCUAAAAAGAUCUCAAGAAGAAAAUGUCUCGCCUCACCUCACUCAUCCUCGUCCUCUUCUCCCUCACAUACCCCAUAGCCGCCCAAUUCGGCUUCUUCGACCAAAUGUUCGGCGGCGGGAAUCAUGGCGGCGGCGGUCACCACCAUGGUGGCGGACACAAUCAUCAUGGUGAGGCGCAGAAUGUGCGGAGCGAUAGUAGUUGGUAUCAGGCGCAGUAUGAAGGCGCACAAUGCUCACACUACCUCUGCCCCGGUACUCUCUCCUGCGUCCAUUUCCCGCAUCACUGCCCCUGCGCAUGGGAAAGUGUAGAAGAUAAAGUUGAGCUGGGCGACGGAAUUGCGAUUUGCGGAUCUAAAGGUGGAUGGAGCGAGGGCGAGUUUGCGAAAAAGGUGGAUUUGGCAAGGAAAGGACUGCUUUGAGUUUUCGUUGGGGGAUACACGAUGCAGAUGGGGGAAUGGUGAUCAAGUUUUGGGGAUUUCGAAUGGAAUAGGCGUCGAAAUUCGAUUCAUACACUCAUGCAAAUGCGCGCCUGGAUCAU